UUACAUUUUAUUUAGAUAGUUGCUUUAAAUACUAUUCUUGUUAAGUUCUAUUCGAUAUUAAUAGUUAUUUUUAAUAUUAAAUAAUAAUGAAAAUAGAAAGAAACACUACAAUAAUUUGAAGAUAACUUCCAGGCUCAAUUCUUAAAAUGCAUACUAAUCACGUGAUUUUUUUAUUGGUGUUUAAUUUUGCAUUUAAUCAUGGAUUUUAUGUACCGGGUGUUGCACCAGUGGAAUAUAAAAAAGGUCAAAAAAUUGAUGUUAAAGCUGUUAAAAUGACUAGUAUCCACACACAGCUUCCCUACGAAUAUUAUUCCCUACCUCUGUGCCUACCAAAAAAUGGAACAAUUAUAUACAAAUCUGAAAACUUAGGGGAAGUACUGAGAGGUGAUCGCAUUGUUAGCACAAAUUAUGAAAUACAUAUGGCAGAGAAUAUUAAAUGUAGACUCUUAUGUCACAAAAAAAAUGAACCAAUGAACUGGAAUGUUGAAGAAUCUGAAACAGUUGCUAGUCGUAUUGAGCAUGAAUAUUUUGUGCAUUUGCUAGUUGAUAAUUUACCAGUUGCUACAAAAAUUAUAAAUCGAGAAACAUCAGAAAAGUCUAUUGAACAGGGUUAUAGGCUUGGAUUUAUGGCGAAAGGGAAAGCUUUUAUUAACAAUCAUUUAAAAUUACUACUUAAGUAUCACAAGCAUAGUCAAGAUUCAUACAGGGUAGUAGGUUUUGAAGUUGAGACACAUUCUGUUUCAAAAGAUGAUUUAAUUUUCUUAGAGGACUCCUGCCAAUUUCCAUUGGAACCAAGGCCACAAUUAGUUAAUGAGGAUACUGGAACAAAAUUGUAUUUUACAUACUCUGUGGAAUGGGGAGAAUCAGAUAUACAGUGGGCCUCACGCUGGGAUAUUUAUUUAGGAAUGAAAGAUGUGCAAAUACAUUGGUUCUCUAUUAUCAAUUCCAUUGUAGUAUUGUUCUUCCUAUCAGGAAUCCUAACAAUGAUAAUGGUUCGUACACUGAGGAGAGAUAUAGCAAAGUACAAUUCAGAUGAAAAUAUAGAGGAUCUUAUAGAAGAGACGGGAUGGAAAUUGAUUUAUGGUGAUGUGUUUAGACCUCCACCAAAAAGAAUGUUAUUUGCUGCUGUAAUUGGGAAUGGUAUACAAGUUUUCCUUAUGGCUUUGAUUACAAUAUUCAUUGCGAUGCUUGGUAUGCUCUCACCAGCCAGUCGUGGCGCAUUGAUGACCGCAGCAAUUUUUCUCUAUGUAUUUAUGGGAUUAAUAGCUGGCUACUAUUCAGCUCGUUUGUACAACACUAUGAGAGGGAAGCAAUGGAAGCAGGCAGCUUUCUUAACAGCAACCUUGUACCCAGCGAUUGUGUUCGGAAAAUGUUUCUUCCUGAAUUUCUUUAUUAUGGGGAAACACUCGAGCGGAGCAGUCCCAUUCUCGACUAUGAUGGCCUUACUAUGCCUUUGGUUUUGCAUAUCUUUACCAUUGGUGUAUUUGGGUUAUUAUUUUGGGAUACGGAAGCAACCUUUUCAGCAUCCUGUGAGAACUAAUUUCAUACCGAGGAAGGUACCAGAGCAAGUUUGGUAUAUGAAUGUACUGAUAUGUACUCUCAUGGCUGGAAUCCUUCCAUUUGGGGCAGUAUUCAUAGAGCUAUUCUUCAUCUUUAGUGCUCUAUGGGAGAAUCAAUUCUAUUAUCUGUUUGGGUUCCUGUUUCUGGUAUUCUGUAUAUUGGUUGUAUCUGUGUCGCAGAUAUCCAUUGUGAUGGUGUAUUUCCAGCUCUGUGGAGAGGAUUAUCACUGGUGGUGGAAAAGUUUUACAGUAUCAGGUGGUUCUGCUGUCUAUAUACUUAUAUACUCCAUUUUCUACUUUUUCACCAAAUUAGAAAUUACGGAGUUUAUACCCACCUUGCUUUAUGUUGGCUAUACAGCACUGAUGGUGUUGACUUUCUGGCUGCUAACUGGAACGAUCGGAUUUUUCGCCGCAUACACGUUUAUUAGGAAGAUAUAUGGAGCUGUUAAAAUCGAUUAAAAUUGGGCAAAAACGCAUUAAAUUAGAAAAAUUAUCGCGCCUUCACAUAAUGUCAUAUUUGCUCUGUGGAAUUACCCUAAGGCCUUGACAGAAUCCCUCACAGAUGAUAUUCAAGCACAGAUUAUGAAAUAGAGUAAAUAAUUUUGCUAAAUGUCGUGGUCGGAUCGUAGAAUUGAUUAUUUCAUGAAAUGGUUGAAUUGUUGAACGAUAUGACAGACAACGUUUGGCUCCAUAUCCAAUCAUGAGGCCAAACAUAAGUGAUCGUAAAAAGGUAUGAUACGAUAUAAGUUCGAUGGAAAGUCUUUAUAAAAAAAAAUUUAAAAAUUGUGUUAAUAUUAUUUGUUAGUUCACUAAUUCGGUUGUGACAUUUUAGUCGAGAGCUUGGUUACGUUGUCUAUGGGAUGGUAUUUAGAGCCCAUUCCCGUAUGUCAAAAUACAAUACGUUUUUGACGUCGGGAGAUAUACAGCAAAACAGUGCCGCUAACGGCGAAUAAUUUAAAAAGUAAAAUAUUUGACUUAUUUAACUGUAGAACGUUAACGAUUUAACGAUAUGGUAAAUCAUUUAAUGUAAUCAUCACUUCUACGAAUACGCCCAGUAAGGAAAAUAACGCGAUGUUAGUCAGUAGUGCAUGAGAAUGAUUUAGUUAAAUAAGUCCGUAUUCCAAAAAUAUAUUGGCUGUUAAAAAAAUUCGAUAUCGCACUUACGACAUUAGUACUUAUAAUAUAUUUUUAAUGCAUAGCACAGACUACAAAACCAUUACGUUUUGACAUACGGUAGUCAUAGCGGAGCAUAUAAGUCUCGGCUCUGAAACCUAAUGUUUGAAGAUUCCUGAGAUGUUUUAAGUAUUAUUUUAUUGACAAUUACUUACUGUACUAGUAUUUAGCUGAAAAAUAACGAAGUUAGAUAUAAUAUGAAAGAAAACAAAAGUACCAUAGACAAAAGAACUGAGUGCCCUCAAAAUUUGAUUUCUAUAAAAAAAUGAAUGAGUUUUAUCUCUGAAAUGGUGAUAAAACAAGUUAUUUUUAUUUUAACGUAAUAAUUUGAUAUUUAUUUUAAUUACAAUUACGUAGUGUGUACAUUCCUUGUGUGAUUUUUGUUAUUAAAAAUAUGUAUAUUCAAUCAAAUUAAAUCACUACCUAGCACAAAGCUUUGAAUAUUUUCGAUAAUCAAUUCAUUUACUGGCCACACGAAUACUGGGUAAUUUAAGGUACAAUUUGGUAUACAAAUAGAACUCCGUUUUUAGGCCCAAACAUUCGCUACAAAUAUUUACCAUUAAAAAUUAUGGGUAUCUGCUCGUAACAUAAUACAGGUACACACGAGCGAGAUAACACAUAUUCAACAAAAAUAAUGGAUUAUUGUUUAGUAGUUCGUUCUUGAAUAACUUAGAAUGUAGGAAAAGAUGACUAAGUAAUCUUAAUUAUUAAAACAUGUUUACCUCGGCCUUUUUAGGUCUUUGGAUGGUAUUAAAUUAUUUAUUUGUGUAGUAUUUAACGAUUCGUAACGAAAAAGUUGGAAACUAAACCAAUGAUUCGGUUUAAUUUCAUCGCAUUUGCAGUCUAUGCCUAAUGGGUUCUUUUAGAUAACUACACGAAUUUUAGGAAUCUUUAAUAAACAGUUAUUAUUUUAGAAAUACUAUUUUUUUGUAAUUUUACUCAUACUUGCUAUUUUCAUUAGAAGUCUGCUCUCCGAAUAAAUUAUUAGAAUAAAUUAUAAUUAUGACAAUGCAUAUCAAAUAAUUUUAUACCGGGGAUAUAGGCGAAGAUUUUACUUAACAACUGAAGGAGAAUUUUGUUUUAAAACAAUCAACCUUUUUUUAGGUACAGUACAAAAAUUCAUGUCUAGUUUUGAAGUGUACAGUUUGGUUAUCUAAUAAGAUAAUUCCUUGAGAACACCCACAUUCAACGUCAACGUCAAUUAACUAUUCCCGCGCAAUUUCAUAAGAAAAUCGUUUAAAAUGUUUAAAGCAUGGUAGGUAGUGUCUGUUUUUAACCUAAAUUUUAUUAAAAUUAAAAUGUGGUCGAUUUUAUUUCAAGAUAAGUUUUGUGCUUGUUGAUCUAACUACGCGAGAGAAAUGAGAAUGAAGUAAUCUUUUAGUGACGAUAAAAUGAAAAAAAAAUGGACAAAUAGUAUUUCCGGUUUCGUUUAAAUUAAGAUUUCCAACAAGGAUGUGAUUCACAUUCUUGUUUGGAAUGCUGAGUCGAGUUAAACGACACGAAAUAUAUGCCCAUUACAAUAGUUACGAGACUAUUCUUUAUUGACGAAAAUUGUAGCUCAAGACUUAAAAAAAUCCAGUGUAUGUUUGUUUUAUUUUUAGAACAAAAAAAAACAAAAGUUAAAUCUAUUAACUCAAACUACGAAAUUUAAAAAAAUCAAAACUAUACAACUUUUUAAAUCACAACUAUACAUUGAGUUUUGACAAUUCUCACAACCUAUAAACCAAUAUUUGUCAAUUAGAAUAUUCUUUUUUUGAAUGCAAACAAGAAGGAAACUUCUUGUAUAUGUCCGCGAGUACAUUAAACAUGCAUUAUUCGAUAAGAUCUUUAUAAAUCGUAAUGAUUGAAUAAUCGAAAGGUUGACCAUUUUCCCUAAGAUUUUAUCUAUUCUAUGCAUAUCUUAAACGCAUUUAGAAAUAGCCGUUAUAUGGUUAAGAAGUGUUUUUUUCUUUUUGAAAUGAUUCUUUAAGCAAAUAGGAGUUGUUUAAAAAAAGUUUCUAUGUUAUAAAUUUUCAACAGUAGAUCCAUUAAACGUGUUUUAUAAUUAACGUAUAAUUAGUUUUUAUCGCAGACGAAUAAAUAUUAUUGCGCGUCGACACCAAUGUAAAAUUUUGAAAUAUAUGUUACGUUUGAUGUGUGAAAGUAUUAUUAGCGAUCAUUGCUUAAAUGGUAGUCGAUAGUUAGUAACCAGUAGUUGUAAAUAUUAAUAAGGAACAUAAUUGUAAUAAAUGUUAUGAUUACAGAA
Messenger RNA from Pieris brassicae (large cabbage white), 4977 nucleotides. It is a transcript of the gene TM9SF4, whose product is annotated as transmembrane 9 superfamily member 4. The record is from RefSeq and is a predicted model, not a curated record. The coding region runs from base 147 to 2018 and encodes 623 amino acids. NCBI's taxonomy places the organism in Eukaryota, Metazoa, Arthropoda, Insecta, Lepidoptera, Pieridae. Gene Ontology annotation, cellular component: membrane. Gene Ontology annotation, biological process: protein localization to membrane. The transcript is spliced from 9 exons.